This is a messenger RNA of Hypomesus transpacificus, 1072 nucleotides long. RefSeq names its product neuroglobin-like. The coding region runs from base 131 to 730 and encodes 199 amino acids. Gene Ontology annotation, molecular function: oxygen binding; heme binding. Lineage: Eukaryota; Metazoa; Chordata; Actinopteri; Osmeriformes; Osmeridae. The record is from RefSeq and is a predicted model, not a curated record. The transcript has 5 exons.
CGCCUCUGGUCUUCAUACGCAGGUGUAUGUUUUCAGAGAUGAAGACUCUCACGAAUCAAGUCGAAACAAUUUAAAAAACAUUUGUCUCUAUCAUUAAUGUAGCUUUUUUGGUUGUUUUUCCCUCGCGGACAUGGGCUGCGCAAUAUCAGGAUUGGGUUUAGUGCCAAAGCAAGUCGGAGAAGUGAAGGAAGAGGUUCCCAUUGUACAUUUAAGUGAGGAACACAGAGAGAUGAUAAAGGAUACGUGGAGAGUCAUCCAAGAAGAUAUCGCUAAAGUUGGAAUAAUAAUGUUUGUCAGGUUGUUUGAGACUCAUCCAGAAUGCAAAGACGUUUUCUUCCUGUUCCGAGACGUGGAGGACCUGGAGAGGCUGAGGACCAGCAAGGAGCUCCGAGCUCAUGGCCUACGGAUAAUGUCUUUCAUUGAGAAAAGUGUGGCUAGACUUAACCAGAUGGAACGACUAGACCAGCUGAUCUUGGACCUGGGCAAGAGUCACUAUCGCUACAAUGCCCCACCCAAGUACUACUCGUAUGUGGGGGCCGAAUUCAUAAGAGCGGUCCAGCCGAUCCUGAAGGAUAACUGGACCCCACAGGUGGAGGAAGCUUGGAAGACAUUAUUCCUGUACAUAACCACCAUCAUGAAGCAAGGGUACCUAGAGGAGGAACAGAACCAGAAAAAUGCCAUGGGCAACACCAGCCGAGAGAGACCGGAGAAGAGGCUUAACCUCAUCUAGGACCGCUGGAGGUGCAAACUGUACUGUACUUGUGGAUCCAAUAGGGGCUUGCAUCUACAAUAUCACUUAACACGUCUUGUCAGAAUAGUUGAUGAAACAUGCAUUACAAUGCAGUGGCCAGUAUAAUACAUGUGUCCAGUUACAUAUAUACAUGUUUUGUAUGUUGACUUUUUGUACCCAUCUUAUGCUUCUGGAAUUGUAAUGAACAGGAACAGCUUGUGUUAGAUUAUGUACUACUUAGGUUUAGGCUUAUUUGUACUCAUAUGGGUAAAUGUCAUUCAUCUGUCAGUUAUGUAUAGUUGUUUUUUUUAUAUAUUUAAAAUGUUAAAUCCUACUGUAAAA